UUUUGUCCUGUUCAGGUUAAUUCAUCGUAUGUAUAUUUCCUGCCAAGAGACCUCUCCCCAGGUGGAAACAGCUCCCAAUCUGCGACGGCUGAGAGGACAUGAAUCGGCUGUUUGUAGAUCCACGUCUCGCUCUGUUGCCUGUUCCCAAGUAGACCACGUCUGAUCGAGCUAUGAUGAGGUGGUGACCCUGGGUCGGCCAGGCCGUGAGAUGAUUGCAGCUUGGCACAGAGGAAAGACGGAGCAGAGUGAUUGAGAAAGAAGAAUGGGCAGGAGCGUCUGGGGCUGCUGGCAAGGCGUCGUCUCCACCGCAGUGCUCUACGGCUCUCUGGCCUUGUUUACCUCCAUCCUCCACAAUGUGUUCCUCCUUUACUACGUGGAGACGUUUGUGUCCAUCUACAAGAUCGAUAAAGUCUCCUUCUGGGUGGGAGAGACCGUGUUCCUUAUAUGGAACAGUCUAAAUGACCCUCUCUUCGGCUGGCUGAGUGAUCGCUCCUUCCUCAGCUCUCCUCAGUCAGGCUCUCCGAUCACAACUCCAGAGGUGGUGCUGAAGCGCUUGAAGGCCCUCUCCACAAAUGGCCCUCUCUUCGCUCUGUCCUUCCUGGCCUUCUGGGUGGCCUGGGCCAGACCAGGACUGCAGUUCUUGCUGUGCCUGUGUCUGUAUGAUGGUUUCCUCACUAUGGUGGACCUCCACCACAGCGCCCUGCUGGCUGACCUCGCCGUGUCCGCCGCCGAUCGCACGCGCCUCAACUUCCACUGCUCUGUGUUCAGCGCUCUGGGCUCAUUCUCCGUGUUCCUGUCGUACUCCUUCUGGGACAAGGAGGACUUCUACUCGUUCCGUCUCUUCUGUAUGACUCUGGCAGCUUUUUCCAUCUUGGGCUUCUUUUUAGUGUCUCGGUUGCUACGGGAUCGUUUCCAAAAGGAACUCCUUCUAAGACAGGAUGAGGCACAGACACUCAAAGAGCUGAGCGUUGGCCAUGCUCCACUUACCCACCCGGAAAAACCUGUCACCAUUAAACAGUACCUCAAGCAGCUCUCCAAACACAGGAACUUCAUGUGGUUUGUGUCAAUGAACCUUGUCCAGGUAUUUCACUGCCAUUUCAACAGCAACUUCUUCCCUCUUUUCCUGGAACAUCUCCUGUCUGACAAUAUUUCAGCCUCUACGGGUUCAAUCUUACUUGGCAUCUCUUAUAUUGCCCCCCACCUGAACAACUUGUAUUUCCUGACACUGUGCCAGCGUUAUGGGGUUUACCAGGUUAUCCGCUGGCUAUUUAUGCUCAAACUGGGACUUAGUGUGGCUAUGCUGCUGGCAGGGGCUGACCACAUUUAUCUGCUGUGCAUCUUCAUUGCUAGUAACCGGGUGUUUACAGAGGGGACGUGCAAGCUGCUGAAACUGGUUGUUUCCGAUCUGGUGGACGAGGACUUUGUGGUCAAUCGGCGUCAGCAGGCCGCCUCUGCGCUCCUCUUCGGGAUGGUUGCCUUGUUGACCAAACCUGGCCAGACAUUCGCCCCUCUCAUUGGCACCUGGCUGCUGUGUGUUUACACAGGUUAUGAUAUUUUUGAAAGGGAACCUGUAAAGGACUCUCUGGUUUCUGUGCCUGAUGUUGCCGCUGGCUCAGGAACUCCGCCUCUGCGCCUGGGCUGCUUCUACAUGUUGGUGUUUGUGCCUAUCACCUGUGCCCUGUUCCAGCUGGCGGCCUGGUCUCGCUUCACGCUUCACGGCCGCAAGCUGCAAGGGAUCAAGACCCUGAGGCAAGGGGCCCAGCAUGGCAACCUUAUUGAUGUCAAGGCCAUAUGAACUGAAUAGAGCUGCCCGAGGCUGCACACAGACACUUUUUAACUUGUCAGGUGUACAAUCCCCUUUGAGGAGGAGAUGAAGGCUGCUCUGAUGUCUUCACUCUGCAGCCCAGCCUGGUUUGCUAGAAUAUGAACCACUAACACGACAUGUGGCUUCGUGGACGGUGAAAAAAAAAUGCACAGCAGGCUGACAAAUCCUACUGGGAAGAUGGAACAACAUUUAAAAAAAAAAAAACAGAAACCUGCCUUAUUUUUUAUAUUUAAAUAUUGACCUAUAUUUAUAUUUUAACAGAUGACCAAAAGAUAAAGUAGAACCAAUCAAUCCUUUUGGAUGUAGACGGACCAAGGUGACUAUUUGUUGUGCAGCACCAAAGGGGGUGGGGUGCCCUCUUCAAAACUGUUUGUAAAGCAUAAUUCUGGUCAAGAACACAGUCUGAAUGCCCUCGCUGCUCUGUGAUUUAUUAGUAACAUCAGCCUGAUUCAAACACCAGAGGAGAGGAGGUUAACCACAGAGCUCCAGUUGUAAUUUCUGACGUUAUUAACAAGAUGAAGCAAAUGACAUAAAACUGCAUUAAUGUGUUCAGAGUGCUAUUCAUACUGCAUGGAACCUGCACUUCAGAGCUGAUUAACUAUUUUACUGUUUCUUUACAUUUACACAGAAGGCCCUGCCAGUUUGAUGUCGAGAUGUAUUUUCUGAAGUAUUGAUGAUGUUUUUGCACAAAACUGCCAUUUGUCUGUUGUACUUCUAACUUUCUGAUUGUGACAUACAUUAUGUACUGUGGUAAAGAAAAUUGGAAUUAGGAAAUUCUGAUGGUAACCAUAUUGCCAUAUCACUUUUGUAAUUUUUCAGAUUAUACAAAGAAUGUGCGGCAUUACCAUGAAUAAACCUCAUUUAUGUUUGAAGUUAA
This is a messenger RNA of Morone saxatilis (striped sea-bass), 2702 nucleotides long. RefSeq names its product major facilitator superfamily domain containing 13A (gene slc68a1a). The record is from RefSeq and is a predicted model, not a curated record. NCBI's taxonomy places the organism in Eukaryota, Metazoa, Chordata, Actinopteri, Moronidae. The transcript has 9 exons. The coding region runs from base 263 to 1795 and encodes 510 amino acids.